Messenger RNA from Yamadazyma jaroonii, 1635 nucleotides. The record is from the annotation of a GenBank genome assembly. Lineage: Eukaryota; Fungi; Ascomycota; Pichiomycetes; Serinales; Debaryomycetaceae.
AUGGUUAAAAACGAUAAGAAGGGAAAGAAGAGACAACCAGAGUCUGAUGUUGAAUCUGACAACGAACAAUUAGUAAAUGAAUUAGAUGAUGAUUUUAAUGAAAUAGCCGGAUUAUUAGGGGAUGAUAUUAAAGACCCAGAAAAGAAAUCUAAGAAAAGUAAAUCCGAAGACCUCGAACAUAAAAUCAAUAAUCAAAUUAAACCAAAAGCUGAAGAAGAACAUGAAGAUGAAGUUAAUGAUAAAUUUGAAGAAGCAGGAUUUUCGGAACCUACAUUAAAAGCUAUCCAAGAUAUGGGUUUCACUACUAUGACUAAAGUUCAAGCUAAGACUAUUCCACCAUUAUUAGCUGGUCGUGAUGUUUUAGGAGCAGCAAAAACUGGUUCAGGUAAAACAUUAGCAUUUUUAAUACCCGCCAUUGAAAUGUUAUAUUCAUUAAAAUUCAAACCAAGAAAUGGUACAGGGGUUAUAGUGAUUUCUCCUACUAGAGAAUUAGCAUUACAAAUAUUUGGUGUUGCCAGAGAAUUAAUGGCUCAUCAUAGUCAAACUUUCGGUAUAGUAAUUGGAGGUGCUAAUAGAAGACAAGAAGCCGAAAAAUUAGUUAAAGGUGUUAAUCUUUUAAUUGCUACACCAGGUAGAUUAUUAGAUCAUUUACAAAAUACCCCAGGUUUUAUAUUCAGAAAUUUAAGAGCAUUAGUUAUUGAUGAAGCUGAUAGAAUUUUAGAAAUUGGGUUCGAAGAUGAAAUGAAACAAAUCAUUAAAAUUUUACCAAGUGAAGAAAGACAAACUAUGUUAUUUUCAGCUACUCAAACUACUAAAGUUGAAGAUUUAGCUAGAAUUUCUUUAAGACCAGGUCCUUUAUAUAUUAAUGUUGUACCAGAAACCGCGGCAUCCACAGCUGAUGGUUUAGAACAAGGAUAUGUUGUUUGUGAAUCCGAUAAAAGAUUUUUAUUAUUAUUUUCAUUCUUGAAGAGAAAUGUCAAGAAGAAAAUAAUUGUUUUCUUAUCAUCAUGUAAUUGUGUUAAAUAUUUCGGUGAAUUAUUGAAUUACAUUGAUUUACCUGUAUUAGAUUUACAUGGUAAACAAAAACAACAAAAGAGAACCAAUACAUUUUUUGAAUUCUGUAAUGCUAAACAAGGGAUCUUAUUAUGUACUGAUGUUGCAGCCAGAGGAUUAGAUAUUCCAUCAGUUGAUUGGAUUAUUCAAUUUGAUCCACCUGAUGAUCCAAGAGAUUAUAUUCAUAGAGUUGGUAGAACUGCCAGAGGUUCAAAUGGUAAAGGUAAAUCAUUAAUGUUUUUAACCCCAAGUGAAUUAGGUUUCUUAAGAUAUUUGAAAGCUGCUAACGUACCAUUAAAUGAAUAUGAAUUCCCUCAAAAUAAAAUAGCCAAUGUUCAAUCACAAUUAACCAAAUUAAUUAAAAGUAAUUAUUGGUUACAUCAAUCAGCUAAAGAUGGUUAUAGAUCUUAUUUACAAGCUUAUGCAUCACAUCAUUUAAAAACUGUUUAUCAAAUUGAUAAAUUGGAUUUAGUUAAAGUUGGGAAAUCUUUUGGUUUCGAAGUACCUCCAAAAGUUAAUAUAACCAUUGGAGCUAGUGGGAAAUCUAUUGAAAAGAAACAUAAAAAGCAAAGACGUCAAUAA